This is a messenger RNA of Athene cunicularia (burrowing owl), 3511 nucleotides long. RefSeq names its product TAL bHLH transcription factor 2 (gene TAL2). The transcript is spliced from 2 exons. The record is from RefSeq and is a predicted model, not a curated record. Gene Ontology annotation, biological process: regulation of transcription by RNA polymerase II. The coding region runs from base 131 to 484 and encodes 117 amino acids. Gene Ontology annotation, molecular function: protein dimerization activity; DNA-binding transcription factor activity, RNA polymerase II-specific; RNA polymerase II cis-regulatory region sequence-specific DNA binding. NCBI's taxonomy places the organism in Eukaryota, Metazoa, Chordata, Aves, Strigiformes, Strigidae.
AAGCUCUGUGGCCAGGCACCGCAAAAACAGCGAGGAAAGAAAAAUAGCAAUCAUCUGAUUUUGCUGUCUCUUCGCUCGCUGACGAGGUUUCAAGAAACAGAAGCACUUGUGACCAGCAAACACCUUGAGAAUGACAAGGAAGAUCUUCACCAACACCAGGGAGCGAUGGAGGCAGCAAAAUGUCAACAGUGCCUUUGCCAGGCUGAGAAAACUCAUUCCCACGCACCCACCAGACAAGAAACUGAGCAAGAAUGAGACACUCCGGUUAGCUAUGAGAUAUAUCAACUUCCUUGUCAAGGUCCUGGGAGAGCCAGGCCUGCAGCAUACAGCAGUGGCAGCACGGGGCAGCAUCCUGGGGUUCUUCCAGCAAGCCCCAAGCUUGCAAAGCAUGGAGGAGCUGACACUGAUCGAAAACUGUGGUGUUUCCUCUCCUGGCAUGAGCAGCAAUAUAGUAGAGUGUUGGUCUGAGACAUCAUCUCCCUAGCAGAGUCAUAAUGAGACAGGCGGUCUUGGUGUUAGUUUGAUAAUCCCCCUCUUUUUGCAGAAUCUAUGGGUUGCUCCUCUAUGUAUUGUGAUUAUUUAUUUAUAUUUAUUAUUGUUUUAUAUGGUAUACAUUUUUAUUAACAACAAAAGAAAUUCUUUGUCAGCUAACAACCUGGAAGAAUAGACAGAGAGCUUGCAGUCCUUGUGAAAUGGGAAGAACUCACUGCUGCCAUGGUAGAGUUAAAGCCAGAAGGGCCUUUUGCCCUCAUCUCUUCCAUAAAUCAGGCCAUCGAAAUUCAUCUAGUGUUUCUGGCAGGGAAAGAGAUUAUUCUCACAUGUUAUUUUAAGAAAACACUACUGAGCUCAAGAAAAGGAAACACUACUGAGCUCACCACAAAAUUUGUCCAAGACAGAUGUCAGUAGUGCAAGAUUUUGAGAGAAGUGGUAUUUGCCACAGUCCUCCACCAGUGGUUCCAGGAGCUAAUUGCACUCACUCUUGAGCCUAUGAAUCUUAUAUCCAGCAUGAUUCUUUUUCUUGAAAAUACAGGUCCUAUCCUUUGAACCUAGCUACACUUUUCUCCAUCAGACUGGAGGGAUCCUUAGUGCCAGGGAUUAUGAAAUGCUAUUAAGCAAAAUUAAACAUUAGGCUAAAGCAAAAAUACUUUAAAAUAAAAGAAGACAUAGUCAUAGAUGAGUUUCAGUGGUUUCAAUAUGCAGAACAAACCUCCUCUGUAGUAGUGACAGUGUGCAUGUGAAUGAAGGUGGUCAGCCAGGUUUCAGCCGCCUUAAAAGCCCAUCAAAGAGGUUGGUCCCUAAACAUCUUUGUUCCUGUAGCUGUAGCAGUGGGGGAGGUCUUGUUUUGGGAGGGAGAUCCCAAGAGAAAGUCCUUAAUGAUGCAGUGUAAAAACCUUCAUGGAAACACUAGUGAGCAGUUCCCCUUCCCAUGCCAAUGUGCAGAAGCAGCUGGAGCAUGUCUGAUCCUGGCAGAAGGUGCUGGACAUGCACCACUGGUGCAUUGCAGUGCCCCUUUGGCACAGGGCUGUGUGCCAUUGGUCUUAGGCAUUGAGUUCCUGAACCAGCCCUGCUUUUGCUACCGUGGGAGGCAGAACUGAGCUGCACACAUACUUGCUGUCAUCUGUGAGACCCUAGUGCUGUGAUGCUGGGCUGCUUGAAAUUGGAUUGAUGUCUGCCCCAGAUAGGGUACCAAGACCAUGAACAAGACUAGGGGCACACUGCCUGUGUAUCCAGCUGACUGCCUCUAAAGUCCCUGCGUUCACUUGCUGUCAUUGAAGUUCGUCCAUCUGGACACUAUCCCAAAUGGGCUGAUAGAGCAAGGACAAAGCAGUGGGUGUAAAUGCCUUCUGCUUGAUUCACUGGGUUCUUUGUAGGGAAUGCCAACCACCAUGCUGUAGGUGUUUAGAUUAUAAGCAGGAUGAAAAGAGGUUUCAUGAAGGUGACCCUUGUCAGUUUGAUUUCCUGACUGAGUUAUAAUCUGUGCCAGCAAAGGUCUGGACUGCUCAUGCAAGUUCUAAAGCUGCCUAGAGCAACAGAAAUUACACCAGGCUCAAGCAGAGCUGCUUUCUGGUCAGAUCCUCCUCCCACUUUGGAUUUCCAUGUGGACCAAGGUACAUGUCAAUGCUUAAAAAAGACAGCUAUUCACCACUGCUAAAGAAAUGGAGCUCCCAUGUGCCAAGGCAUGUCCCUGGGCUGUUUCUGUUUAUUCAUGUAGCAAUGAGCUAUUUCAGGAAGCAGAGAUAGGGUUUGUGCAUGUAACAUGUACAGGCAUGAGAGGAUUUGGCAUCCAAAGCUAAGCUGCCUUUUAAAGCCUCAUCAACCACCAGGUGCACAAGGAAGCCAGGGCUGGCUUCUGCUAAGUGUGUAUUGACCUGUCCUGUGCAUUGACAAAGACCAAGGAACACAGCAGACCCUGUCCAGGGCUGGUGCUGUAAGGUACAGGUGUGCCAGUGGAUAGAUUUUGACAAAAAUUAAAAAAAAACCCCCAAAACUGAAAGAAUUCAUGGUGAUUUAGUUUUGUUUCUGAACACUGCUAAUCUUCAGUUUGCUUAUCCCUGCAUUUCUGAGCUGUCAGGGCUGAGGAUUGCACUGGAGAGCAGCUGAGUGGAAAUGCACUAAGCAUCUUUUGCAUGGUUCAUGAAAUCAGUAUUGCUUUCUCCUUGUCUCUGCCCACUUUAAUGUUACUGAAUGCAGUCACAGCCUCUUCUGGACAGCUUCUCAAAGGUGAAGAGCCAAGUCCUCCUCCCAUCUUUCUGUUGACUUGCGGAGUUACAGCAGGAUAAAUUAGUCCAAGUAAAUCAGGGCAAUUGUGGGCAAGGUAUGGUGGUGCUAUCUGGUCUAUCAGUCACUUGCUAUUCUAGAGAACACAUGUCAUCAAGGCAAGCCAAAACAUCUUGUGAGCAGAGUUAUUGUACAGGGAAGGGGAAAGAAAACUGGCAGUUUUGUAACCUGUUUGUUACGUUUUCUAUCUUAAAAAUCUUCGCUUCCUGUUACUGCUUUGAUUCAUAUCAAUGAUUUAUUUGUUCUCCUUUCCAUUUAGGAGCUUCCUACUCUCAUUUUCAGCAUGUAUUUUACUAGAUCUAUCUACCAAAGAGUUUUUUGUGGGGAUCAAGUUUCUUUUGAAUUUUGUGGAUUUCUUAUCUGUAUGAUCAUGAAGUACAGUGUAACUGAUCACAUUCUGUGCUAUAUGAUGUUAUUUAACUUCUAAUAUAUUCCAAAUAAAUUAUUCAAGAAACUAAUCUUUGUCUUUUUAAAACUUCUCUAAAAUUUUACUUUACAUUUGCAUACCACUUGGUAGAGGGUACCAAAAACAUUACAAUGUUAUUUCCAGUAGAGUGUCGCCCUACUGUUCAGCACUUAUACCAGAGUCUUGAUGUUAGAAACAACAUUGUCAGAUGAUGAAGAAUGAUGGGAAUUCUUUGUUUAUUAUGAUUUCUUCUACUUUUUGGUUGAAUUGUAUUUCAGUCUAUGUGUUAAGAAGAUUUUAACCAGCUCUUGAAAAGGACAGAUAAAU